AUGAACGAAGAUCCGCCUCCAGCCGGAGAUCCGAACUCAAGAAAGAGAAAGGCUGCAGAGGAGAAACAGCAACAGGAGGAGAAGAAAGCUCGUGACGGUGUUCCAGAUGCUCAACAAGAAACGACAGAGAAGGAAAAACAACCUCAGGAGCAGAAAGAAACAAAAGAGCAGAACGAAAAGGCUGAUUUUUCUUUUGCAGGUCAAGCCGAAACUGCAAAUCAAGAACCAGUAGCAAUGAAAGAGACCAAUAAAGAUGAAAGAACCUCUGUUGAUCUGAAAAAAAAAGAAAACGCAGAAGAGGAACAGAUCUGGCUUCCAUCUCCAGUUGGUUCAGAUGGGAUGGAACAAGUAGCUGCUACCAUGGCUGACAAAAAGAAAAAACUUGAUCAAGUUGCUCCGUCUACUGAACAACAGAGCCUUUCGAAGUUUCAAAUGGCCGUUCAAAAAAGCUUGGCAAAGAAUGAUUUCAUACAGAUGGCGAUUGACGUGUUGCACAAAGCGCCUAGAAAAGAACGUUCGGAGUUUCGAAAAGUAUUGGAAUUGCGUCGGGAUCUAUCAAUGCAUAGCCUUACCGAGAUCCAAAAAAUAGAUAUACAAAUAGUCCUCGACAGGUUGCAAGAGACUGAACUCGAGGAACCGAACGUUGGGGAGGCUGGUCAAGAGAAGAAGCUGAAGGAACUGGCAACGAUUUCAAAAAAUAAUUAA
Molecule: messenger RNA, 705 nt
Organism: Caenorhabditis remanei
Lineage: Eukaryota; Metazoa; Nematoda; Chromadorea; Rhabditida; Rhabditidae
Exons: 3
Coding region: 1-705 (234 amino acids)
Source: RefSeq, a predicted model, not a curated record